UUUAGGGUAUACUACCUUAUUUUCCUUUACUUCAUAAACGUGAUAUGUCUCUGCAUCCAUUCUUCAACGAAUCAAUACCACAAUUUGGUGCAGGGACAAGCUAUAAUAUGGACUUGAUUGGACAAAUCAUUGAUCCCAUUGGUCAAUCAGCCAGAAAGUAUCUCAGAUACCACAGAAAAUUCAGUGAAUAUGUGGAUGAUUUCAAACAAGCUCAAGCAGAUUUAAAUAACCGCAAGAUGGAUAUUCAUCAACAAUUGCAAGACGAGCAUCGUCCUGGGAAAAAGCCAAAGCUGGAAGUUGAAAGUUGGUUCAACAAAGUAGAGGAGAAGCUUGAUCAUGCUCAACGUGUUGAAGACAAAGUCAGUGAAGGGACAUACCUCUUUCGUUCUUGCUUAGGGAAGCUUCUUGAUGAAACGACUCAAGCAAUGAAGACAGUAUAUGAUAAAGGUCAGUUCUCCGGGAGCUUGGUGGUUAACGACUCCUCGACCAUAGCUGCUGAACUACCAACACCAGAAAUAACAGGUGAAACUAAUGUGGGAGAGGAAAUUCGUAAGUAUUUGAUGGGGGAUGAAGUUAGAAUGAUUGGAGUGAGUGGGAUGGGAGGAAUCGGUAAAACAACCAUAAUGAAGCAUGUCCAUAAUAGGUUGUUGAAAGAAGAUAAGUUUAAGAAAUUGAUUUGGGCAACUGUAUCCCAAGACUUUGAUGUUCGCCGGCUACAAAAUGACAUUGCAAGCCAAUUAGAAAAAACCUUGUCGGAUGAUAAAAAUACAACUAUUAGGGCUGGAGAGCUAUUAGAAAUGUUGAGGAAACAAGGGAGCUUUUUGCUAAUAUUAGAUGAUGUAUGGAGCAGCUUCUCUUUUGAGGAUGUUGGAAUCCUUGAGCCAACAACAGAUAAUGGAUGCAAGUUAGUGUUGACAACACGCUCCGCAAAGGUUGUUCGAGAAAUGGAUUGUAAGAAAGUCCAAGUGCCCUAUCUUUUAACGGAUGAGGCGAUGCAAUUAUUCUUAAGCAAAGUCGGACAAGACAUGUUGCCCAAUCCAAAUUUAGAGUCGAUUAUGAAGGAUGUUGUCUGCGAAUGUGGUGGUCUCCCACUUGCAAUUGUCACAAUAGCUGGUUGUAUGAGGGGAAUAUCUGAUCCCCUAGUGUGGAGAAAUGCUUUGAAUGAAUUGAGAGGUUACAUAAGAAACAUCGAUGAGAUGGAAGAAAAGGUGUUUAGAUGUUUAAGAUUCAGCUACGAUCGUAUGAAACAAAAAGAUCAAGAUUGUUUUUUAUGGGGUGCAUUAUUUCCUGAAGAUUAUGUGAUCGAUAAAAAGGAAAUAGUUGAACGUUGGAUGGAAGCAGGACUUAUAGAUGAAAUGGAAACUAGACAAGAAAUGCAGAAUAAUGGUCAUUCUAUUUUACAGAAGCUUGAAGAAAAUUGUUUGUUGGAAAGGGAGGAUGAGGGUACAAGCAUAAAGAUGCAUGAUGUUGUGAGAGAUAUGGCUUUACAUAUCACAAGAAAAAGAUUUUAUGUAAAAGCCGGUAAGCAAUUGGAACAUUUACCUGAAUGGGGUGAAGAUGUCGAAAAGGUUUCCUUGAUGCUGAGUUCCAUAUCAAAAAUCCCUCAAAAUAUGCUGUCUCCAAAAUGUCAAAAACUCACAACUUUGUUGCUCAUAAACAAUUCCUUGGAAGAAAUUCCCGUAUCUUUUUUUGAAUACAUGCCUAAUCUUAAGAUUCUUGAUCUUACUUGGAAUCCUAUUCGGGAGUUGCCUAAUUCUAUCUCCAAUUUAAAGAAGCUCACAACAUUGUUGCUUCGUUAUUGCAUAGAAUUAGAGAAUGUGCCAUCUCUAUCAAAGCUUCAAGCUUUGAAGAAAUUGAAUCUUUUAGGCACAAGGAUCCAGAAAAUCCCUCAAGGUUUGGAAAUGUUGAUAAAUCUUAGAUAUCUCAAUCUUGGAUGGACCACAAGUUUAAAAGAGAUCCCCGAUGGAAUAUUCUCAAAACUGUAUGAUCUUCAACACUUGAUCAUAUCCCCAGCAACAUCAAGAGCAGAAGAGAUGAAGACAUUGAACAAGUUGGAGGUUUUACAAGUUUGCUUCAAUGACAUGCAUGACCUGAGCGUGUAUGCUGGUCAAAGAAAAAGGCCUAACUAUUACAAUAUUUUUGUGGGGCGGCACAACUUGACGGAUAUUGAUUUUGGUAGUAAAUCUGUUACGAUUAGCGGUUCCAAUAUGAAAAUUGAAAAUUCAAUUAUACUUCCAUCUGAUAUUCAAGGACUACAUCUAACAGCAUGUGAACGCAACGGAGCAAGUUUUAGCGAUAUUGUUGGAUCAGAAGGUGUAACUGAUUUGAAGAAAUGUACAAUUGAUGAUUGCAAUGGGUUGGAGUCCAUAUUUUCCUCACGAUGUGCAUCACUCCGGACGAUUGAGAUUCUCUCACUAGCAUAUUUGUGGAAUUUGAAAAUCAUUGUUGGGGAGUCAAUACCACCAGAGCCUGGCACCUUUUCCAAUCUUAAAGUAAUUUUUGUAUCAGAGUGUGCAAAAUUAAAGAAUUUGUUUUCAGCAAAGUGGGUUCCCCAGAAUCUCCACAACUUGGAAGAGAUUCAUGUUGAGAACUGUGAAGAAAUGGAGGAAAUAAUGGCAUCGGAGAAAGAAGGAAUGAGUACAGAUAACAAUGUCAUGUUUACUCUUCCCAAAUUAAAGAUAUUGAAAUUGAGUGAUCUGCCAGAAUUGAAGAGCAUUUGCAGAACAAAUGAAGUAAUGAUUUGUGAUUCUCUCCAACAGAUUAAGAUAUUGAAUUGCCCAAAGCUAAAACGGAUCCCUCUGUAUCUUCCCCUGCUUGAGCUUGACAAUAGUCAACCAUCUUCUCCUCCUUCUCUUGAAGAAAUUCUUGUAUAUCCAAAGGAAUGGUGGGAAUCAGUGGAGUGGGACCAUCCCAACGCUAAGAAUGUCCUUCUACCUUUGCUCAAGUUCUGGGAUGUCAGCAUUCCUGGAUGGAAGCAAGCUAAUUGAUGAACUGCUUUAAAAGCAUAAUGUGCACACAAUGGGAAAGAAGGUUCCAAUCAGGCCCAAAUGCUGAAGUAAAACCGCAAUUCAAACAUCUUGAUUUCUGAUGUUUUAUGCUUUGUAAUUCUAGAUUCAAUUCAUCCCUUUCUUCUUCACCAAUUAGUGUUUGUUAGUUGAACUCUUCCAAAUUGUGAUUGAUAAGCUCUAUUUCACACUCUCAAAAAAAGGGUGUUGGUUUUCUACCAUCAAAACAAGAGACUAAGCUUUAUUGUAUGAUUUAAUUUGAAGUAAGGUUGUGAACUACAUUAUUCAGUGAUUAAUACAUGUCUAUCAACACUAGAACGUUUUUAUUAUC
Theobroma cacao (cacao) is the source of this 3336-nucleotide messenger RNA. Its product is annotated as putative disease resistance protein At4g27220. Gene Ontology annotation, molecular function: protein binding; ADP binding; ATP hydrolysis activity. NCBI's taxonomy places the organism in Eukaryota, Viridiplantae, Streptophyta, Magnoliopsida, Malvales, Malvaceae. The record is from RefSeq and is a predicted model, not a curated record.